AGGCCAACAGGUUUGGAAUAGCCAACAGCCGACGAUUCAAUCUAGUCUUCAACAACAGAGCUAGGAAUCGCACAAAAUGGGCAGACUCAACGAAUACCAGGUCGUUGGCCGUCGUGUGCCGACCGAGAAGGAGCCGGUGCCUAAGUUGUACCGCAUGCGCCUUUUCGCCCCGAACGAGGUUGUUGCCAAGUCCCGUUUCUGGUACUUCCUCAAGCAGGUCAACAAGGUCAAGAGGGCCUCUGGCGAGAUCGUCUCCGUCAACCAGAUCUUCGAGAAAAAGCCAUUGACCGUAAAGAACUUUGGUAUCUGGAUUCGUUACGACUCUCGGUCCGGAACUCACAACAUGUACAAGGAGUACCGUGAGCUUACCCGUACUGACGCCGUGGCGUCCUGCUACCAAGACAUGGCUGCUCGUCACCGUGCCCGCUUCAGCUCCAUCCAGAUCAUCAAGGUCGCCGAGGUCAAGGCCGCUGAUGUCCGCCGUGCCUACAUCAAGCAGAUUCUGGACCCCAAGCUUAAGUUCCCCUUGCCCCACCGUGUGACUCGCCCGGCCAGCAAGCGCUUCCGCCCUGUGUUCAGCGGUACCCGCCCCGGUACUUUCUAGAUUCUUGGAUGGAGUCUGCUGUAAUAUAUCGGUCGUCAAACAACUUUUUGUCCUUUCCGCAGUUGUGAUGUUCGAGGGACAGGCCAGAUCUUGGGAUAUCAGGAAGCUUGCAACGUGGAUGAACUGGGAAGGAGGCUGGCGGGAAAUCGGGGAAGUCUCGACGUAGGAGAACGGCGGAUGGGUCAGGGCCUUUGGAUGACUACGAGACGAGCUACGGCCGGGGAAGUUGUCUUACCACUCAGACGUUGAUGAAUGGGGAUAUCAGAAGUCUUUGGCAUCCUAUCAAAUUGGUGGCGCACAGCGUCGGCCUCCGACCUUCCCAAACCCAC
Fimicolochytrium jonesii is the source of this 933-nucleotide messenger RNA. RefSeq names its product ribosomal L18ae/LX protein domain-containing protein. Gene Ontology annotation, biological process: translation. Lineage: Eukaryota; Fungi; Chytridiomycota; Chytridiomycetes; Spizellomycetales; Powellomycetaceae. Gene Ontology annotation, molecular function: structural constituent of ribosome. Bases 77 to 604 code for a protein of 175 amino acids. Gene Ontology annotation, cellular component: ribosome; cytosolic large ribosomal subunit. The transcript is spliced from 6 exons. The record is from RefSeq and is a predicted model, not a curated record.